This is a messenger RNA of Brenthis ino (lesser marbled fritillary), 267 nucleotides long. The record is from the annotation of a GenBank genome assembly. Lineage: Eukaryota; Metazoa; Arthropoda; Insecta; Lepidoptera; Nymphalidae.
AUGUCCGUACGUCUUGGCGGUGCACUCAAGGAGUUGAGGAUCCACUUAUGCCAAACAAGCAAGCAAUCAGCUGGUGUUAGAGAGUUUAUCCAAAAGAAUUAUGUAAAUAUCAAGAAAGAGAAUCCAAAUUUCCCAAUACUAAUUCGUGAAUGUAGUGGAAUUCAACCUCGAGUUUGGGCGAGAUAUGACAAAGGUUUUGAAAAGAGCGCUCCAUUAACUAACUUAUCAUCCAAUGAUGUUUUAUCAGCCAUCAAACAGCUUGCGAAG